This is a messenger RNA of Rhineura floridana, 2533 nucleotides long. It is a transcript of the gene DDX39B, whose product is annotated as DExD-box helicase 39B. NCBI's taxonomy places the organism in Eukaryota, Metazoa, Chordata, Lepidosauria, Squamata, Rhineuridae. Gene Ontology annotation, molecular function: RNA helicase activity; RNA binding; ATP binding. The record is from RefSeq and is a predicted model, not a curated record. The coding region runs from base 464 to 1750 and encodes 428 amino acids. Gene Ontology annotation, biological process: mRNA splicing, via spliceosome; mRNA export from nucleus. The transcript is spliced from 11 exons.
UUCUCACCGACAAUCGCACCUCUAUCGGCUCUCGGUUUAGUCAUCCGCCCCUUAUGGGGGCGGAUAUCUUUUCUCCAGGCUAUUCUCUGUCUGAUGGCUCGUUUUUUGGGGAGGCGUUUUCCCGUCCCGGUCUCCAAAAAUUGUGUCGGGUGUGGGCGGGGGGAAGGGAUGCCUCAUCCCUGCCAUUGUAGGGCUAAGCGGCAGAAUUUAAGAUGGCGCCUUUUUCUUUUGCGCGCAGUUUUUGCUCCCCGGAGGUGUUUGUAAUCGAUAGACAUCCGCCGUGUGGUGUCACCUAGGCCUUCCAAACCUGGUCAUUUGGAUAGAGGGGCCUCUUGCGUGUUCCCUUUUGUUCCAGAAAGUGGAGAAAUUAGAAAUACAGAGGUUUACUUGUGGUGUGACUACCUCCCCCCCGUUUCCAUUUUCACGUGUUUAAUAGCACGUUUUGAGAGAGAGAGGCAUCACCAUGACUGAGAAUGAUGUUGACAAUGAGCUGCUGGAUUAUGAGGAUGAUGAGGUGGAAAACCAGGCAACUGGAGAUGGGGUGGAGGUCCCGUCUAAGAAAGAUGUCAAGGGAUCGUAUGUCUCCAUCCACAGUUCUGGCUUCCGUGACUUCCUGUUAAAACCAGAGCUGCUGCGUGCCAUUGUCGAUUGUGGCUUUGAGCACCCCUCUGAAGUGCAACAUGAGUGUAUCCCACAGGCAAUCUUGGGCAUGGAUGUCCUGUGCCAGGCCAAGUCUGGUAUGGGCAAGACUGCCGUCUUCGUUCUUGCUACACUACAGCAGUUGGAACCAGUCACUGGACAGGUGUCAGUGCUGGUGAUGUGUCACACACGUGAGCUGGCCUUCCAGAUCAGCAAGGAGUAUGAGCGCUUCUCCAAGUACAUGCCCAGCGUCAAGGUGGCGGUGUUCUUUGGGGGCCUGUCCAUCAAGAAGGAUGAGGAGGUGCUGAAGAAGAACUGCCCCCACAUUGUGGUGGGGACCCCGGGCCGCAUCCUGGCCUUGGCCCGCAACAAGAGCCUUAAUCUCAAGCACAUAAAACACUUCAUCCUGGACGAAUGCGACAAGAUGCUUGAGCAGCUUGAUAUGCGCCGGGAUGUCCAGGAGAUCUUCCGCAUGACCCCGCAUGAAAAGCAGGUCAUGAUGUUCAGUGCCACUCUCAGCAAGGAAAUCCGCCCUGUGUGCCGCAAAUUCAUGCAAGACCCCAUGGAGAUCUUCGUGGAUGACGAGACCAAGCUGACGCUGCACGGCCUGCAGCAGUACUAUGUCAAACUGAAAGACAACGAGAAAAACCGCAAGCUCUUUGAUCUGCUUGACGUGCUGGAGUUCAACCAGGUGGUGAUCUUUGUGAAGUCUGUGCAGCGCUGCAUAGCAUUGGCUCAGUUACUAGUGGAGCAGAACUUCCCAGCAAUUGCCAUCCACAGGGGCAUGCCCCAGGAAGAGAGGUUGUCACGAUACCAGCAAUUCAAGGACUUCCAGCGCCGGAUCUUGGUGGCCACCAAUCUCUUUGGUCGUGGAAUGGACAUUGAACGAGUCAACAUUGCUUUCAACUAUGACAUGCCAGAGGAUUCAGACACUUAUCUGCACCGGGUGGCUCGUGCUGGGCGCUUUGGCACAAAAGGUCUGGCAAUCACUUUUGUAUCGGAUGAGAAUGACGCUAAGAUCCUAAACGAAGUGCAGGACCGCUUUGAGGUGAACAUCAGUGAGCUGCCUGAUGAGAUCGACAUCUCCUCCUACAUUGAACAGACCCGAUAAAGGGGGCUUUGCCUCUCGAUGUUGACCUUGGUUUUAAUUCCUGACCUUCUCCACUUCCCUGGAACUUCACGUUUAAUUUCAUCUGAUGGAGAAUAAGGUGACUGACAGUCUGGAACAUGCAAACACACCCCGUUCCUGUGGCAGAUAUAGAACUUCUAUCACUAAGCUGUGUGUAGUGGAGAUGGGGCUGACAUCAGCAGACCUCCUGCGCUCCCUCAGGGCAAAAGUCUCACUGUUCAACUGGCACUAAGAUGACAAAGAAGGUCCCUGCUGCUGGUGCCUCCACAAGAGACUCAUUCAAAUGGACUUCCACUGCCUGCCUGCCAACAAGAUUUUGGGACUGCACCUAUUGCAUUGCCCUACUUCACCCUUAUGUCAGCACUACUCAGUGAUCUGCCUCUGUGAUGGGAAACAUGAAAGGGGGGGAGGAGUCCAGGUGGGGUGCUCUGUGAAUACCUGGCAUUUAAAAUUACAUUUUGUUUUAUAGAAAAAAAACCUUGAGGCUGGGGGGAACUAAAAACACGAACAUUCUUUUGUAUGUCUGUUCAUCCUGUUUUAAAGCUCUUGUUUUUCAUGUAUGUGUGUGUGUGUGUAUGCCCCAUCACUUCAUAAUUUUGUCUGCAUGUUAAAAUUGAUCCCCUGUUCCAGCUGGUAUCUAUUGGCAGGUAAACUUGUAGUGAAAGAUCAGUAAUGUUUUAUCUGUGGCUUGUUCUCUCUCCCUUUGAUAUCCUCUUUUAUUUUUUGGUAAUAAAGGAGCCCAGCUCUUAUGGGUGUUGAAUUAAA